UGUGUGUAUUUUUACUUGAGUGCCAGAGGCUGUGCAGCACAGAACAGCGAUCACACUGCUGCUGGAUCCCAGGAGUAGUAGACAGAAUACGUCACCGAGGGACAAGGACGCCACUCAGAACUGAAGAAUGUUCUCUUCAGUCAAGCCCUAUGAAAAUCAGCAGUACGCUGCUCUGAAGAAGGAGUGCCAGCAGAAGAAGGUGCUGUUUGAGGACCCUCUCUUCCCCGCCGUCGACGAAUCACUCUUUUACCAGGGGAACCCGAUAGGCAGAGUGCACUGGAAGAGGCCCAAGGAGCUGUGUGAGGACCCCCACCUUUUUGUCAAUGGGAUCAGCGCACAUGACUUGCACCAGGGCCAGCUGGGAAACUGUUGGUUUGUGGCAGCCUGCUCCAGUCUAGCCUCCAGAGAAUCUCUCUGGCAGAAGGUGAUCCCAGACUGGAAGGAGCAGGAGUGGGACCAGCAGAAGAAAGAGGCCUAUGCUGGGAUAUUCCAUUUCCGGUUCUGGCGCUUCGGAGAAUGGGUGGACGUGGUGAUUGAUGACCGGCUCCCCACCAUCAACAACCAGCUGGUCUAUUGCCAUUCCAACGACUCCAACGAGUUCUGGAGUGCGCUGGUGGAAAAGGCCUAUGCAAAGGUGUAUGGCUGCUAUGAAGCCCUGGACGGGGGGAACACGGCGGACGCUCUCGUGGAUUUCACCGGGGGAGUGUCCGAGCCGCUCGAUCUGAUUGAAGGACAGUUCGCCCAGGAUGAAGAGUCGAGAAACCGGCUCUUUGAGCGGGUGCUGAAGGUGCACAACCGCGAGGGCCUCAUCAGCUGUUCUAUCAGAGCUACCACCAGCGCUGACAUGGAGGCGCGUCUGGACUGUGGCCUGGUGAAAGGCCAUGCCUAUGCCGUCACAGACGUGCGGAAGGUGAGGCUGGGCCAUGGGCUGCUGUCCUACCUCAAGUCAGAGAAACUCUUCAUGAUCCGGAUGCGGAACCCCUGGGGAGAGAAGGAGUGGAAUGGGCCCUGGAGCGACAGUUCUGAAGAAUGGCAGAAAGUGAGCAAGAGUGAGCGAGAGAAACUGGGGGUGACAGUGCAAGACGAUGGAGAGUUCUGGAUGACUUUUGAAGACUUCUGCAAGUACUACACCGACCUGAUUCUCUGCCGCCUCAUCAACACGUCUUACCUGAGCAUCCACAAGACGUGGGAGGAGGCGGUGAUGCGGGGGUCCUGGGACAGACACGAUGACCCCUUGCGCAACCGCUCGGGGGGCUGCAUCAAUUACAAAGUCACCUUUCUGCAGAACCCACAGUAUGUCUUUGACGUGAAGAAGCCUGAAGAUGAGGUGCUGAUUUGCCUGCAGCAGAAGGACCGGAGAGCUCGUCCAAAAGAGGGAAAAGGGGAAAACCUGGCAAUGGGCUUUGACAUCCACAGGGUGGAGUUGAACAGGAAGUACAGAAUGCAUACUGUCCAGCAGAAGGUGGCGGGCUCCGUCUACAUCAACUCGAGGUGUGUGUUCUUCAAGAAGGAACUGCGAGAGGGCCGCUAUGUCAUCAUCCCCACGACCUUCGACCCCGGGCACAUAGGAGACUUCCUUGUCAGAGUCUUCUCAGACGUGCCUUCAGACUGCAAGGAGCUGACCCUUGAUGAGCCUCCGCAAACGUGCUGGACAGGGAUGUGCGGAUACCCCCAGCUGGUCACUCAGGUCCACGUUCUGGGUGCUCAAGGCCUUCAAGUUCAGGGUUCAAACGGAGCUGCCAAUCCCUACGUGAUCAUAAGCUGUGAGGGAGAGAAGGUUCGCUCUCCAGUCCACAAGGACUGUCUGAAUCCAGAGUUCGAUGUGAAAGCACUAUUCUACAGGAAGAAGCCAAGGGAACAUAUUCACAUACAGAUCUACAGUAAGAAUGUGAUGUGUGACACCUUCAUGGGUCAGGUAAUCCUCACUAGUGACUCCAGUGACCUCCAGCAGGAGCACACCCUCCACCUUCGAGACAAGGGCAACAGACAAAGCAACGACCUGCCCGGCAACAUCACAGUGAGCAUCAUCACCAAAGAUGUGCUCACCAACAUAUAACGUCACUGCAGCCUUACAACGCGUGCUGUGCGAGCGACAUGGGCGACCAAACGAUUGAAAACGACAACCCUAUAAUAAGAACAGAUAAAAAGGUGUUCACAAGGGCUACCUGUGUUAACAACUGGCUUUGCCAGCCCAGCAGAUGGCGCAAUUUGUUCAGGAUCAACAUGCUCUACAGAAUGUGUUGAUGUCUCCUGCCUGCACAGCCCUCUCUAUAGAAGAAGUCUCCAUGGUAAUUGUUAAUGUUUGCCAAAUUACUGUUCUGUGCACAACCGUGUUGUGAUGUCAUUAAGCGAUUUAUUAUUACUCAUAGAAAGGUCAUUUUUUUUGGUUGGAGGUUCAUUGUCUUAAUUAAGUAAUAAGGACCAAGCCACAUAUACCACGCAUGUUUUUCUGUGCUAAAAAAUAUAUUUUUAUGUCUUCCUAAAAUGGCAUAAAAGAUGAUUUUUUUAAAGCCAGGUAAUUACACAACAUUGCCAGUAAUUAUUAGCAUGAAAAUAUGUUUAUCUAAUGAAAUAAUAAAUAGAAUAGCAUAAGGUUUAAGAUUUAUAUAUUCGCUACUGUAUAAUUUUACUUGUUUUCCAGUGUGUGUAACCCUAACCCUAACCUCAACCCCAACCUUAUACGUUCUAUUGUGACAAGUGCUUUAUGGGACCAAAGAAAGCCAUAAAAUGUUGAAGGUUUAAAUGUCUUACCACAUGCUAAUGACAAAUUGAGAUCUUCUUUCUGUCAUUCUUUGUUAACACUAGAACAACCAAAGAAAUCUGCCCAUCUAGAAGGAACGAGGGGCCAUUUUGACCCCUACUUGACCCUUCUAUGCUAUAGUUGCCAGUGGUGUGACUAAAACACCAUUAUCAUUUCUGAUAGCAUAGUGUUCUACUACUGGCAUUGAUGCUCCUGAAAGAUUUUUUAGGACACAAAAAGAUUAGAAAUCCUUCAAAACAAAAAAUAUAAAUGUACCAAAUCAUUGUGUAUUUUACUGUUUUACAUUCAACUAUAACUGUCAUUGGGGAUAUUUUAAAAUGGGGUUGAAAUGACCCCUUGUUGUUCUAGUGUUAAUGAUGUUGUUUGCACAUGACGUUGAAAAGUAAUGGUUGUCUGUGCAUGUUUUUGAAGGCUUUUCACACUCUCACAACUGCAGUGUUGCCAGAGAGCGGGAGUUGGGUAUUUAGUAUACCUCAUUUGGCUCAUACACAGUAGCAGCAAUAUAUAUAUAUAUAUAUAUAUAUAUAUAUAUAUAUAUAUAUAUAUAUAUAUAUAGUGUGUGUGUGUGUAUGUAUUUAUGUUUUGGAAUAGCUGUACAUUUUGGUGUGCAAACCCUGUAAAGUUCUUAAUGGCCUUGCCUGCUAUAAAUUUGUAGCCUUUCCUGAAAGGACAAAAUGACAUACUAUUUAAAAAAAGUCUGCACUUUGUAAUCUGACUGGCUCACAGAUUUUAAGAUUAUUAUAAAAUCAUUACCACUUGUCCAAGUUUGGGUGUUUACUGGUGUGCACUGGCUGCUUUUAG
Molecule: messenger RNA, 3562 nt
Organism: Acipenser ruthenus (sterlet)
Lineage: Eukaryota; Metazoa; Chordata; Actinopteri; Acipenseriformes; Acipenseridae
Product: calpain-5
Exons: 13
Coding region: 128-2056 (642 amino acids)
Biological process (GO): proteolysis
Cellular component (GO): cytoplasm
Molecular function (GO): calcium-dependent cysteine-type endopeptidase activity
Source: RefSeq, a predicted model, not a curated record